Molecule: messenger RNA, 4554 nt
Organism: Plasmopara halstedii
Lineage: Eukaryota; Oomycota; Peronosporomycetes; Peronosporales; Peronosporaceae
Product: tbc1 domain family member related
Exons: 2
Coding region: 1-4554 (1517 amino acids)
Biological process (GO): retrograde transport, endosome to Golgi
Cellular component (GO): trans-Golgi network
Molecular function (GO): protein binding
Source: RefSeq, a predicted model, not a curated record
AUGACCCUUCAACAAGCUGCACACGAUACUUCGGAGGCUUCCUCAGGCUCUACAGUCAUCAAUCAGACAACACAUAGCGUUCUGACGCACCAAUUGGAACUCGAGAUGCAAAAGCGACGACCUGACCAUUUUAUUAUUGGUGUCAUAUGCCGAUCUAUCGGUGGCGUGCCAUCAAACUUGCGCUCCCAGGUGUGGCAAGAGCUUCUCGGUGUUGCUCGUACCGAGCGAUUGAAUCUGGAUCAAAGCAUUUUACAGGUAGAAGAAGACUUGGAUAACCAACGAGUUAUUGCAGCCGACGCAGUAAGAACCAGAAGCAAUGAGCCAAGAUUCCAAGCGUCUGAAACUGUCGAGCUUGUGGUCAAGCUGCUCACUUACUACUGUAAAUGUCGUAACAUUCGAUACAAACAGGGUAUGAAUGAAGUACUGGCUCCAUUUUUAUUGCUCACAGAGCGUAAAGAUGGAUUUAACGAAGAAACACCAUUAGCUGAAGGAGUUGUAUUUCAGUGCUUCUACGCACUUAUCGAUCGCUUUUUACCCCAUAUGUUUAUAGACAAAGAGUUUCAAUCGCUACAGUGCUCGCUUCAAUUGUUUAGACUGUUAAUGCUGUACCAUGACCCAGAGCUGUGCCAUUAUCUCGACCAACAUGAUAUGACACCAGAGCUUUAUGUGACACCAUGGUUUAUGACGCUAUUUGCACGUUCACUACCGCCCGAAACCGUGUUUUAUCUUUGGGAUUUUUUUCUCUUGGAGAAAGAUCCUUAUGUACCGCACUUUGUUGCAUACGCAUUGGUUAAAGCUCAUCGAAAGAAGAUCUUUCAGGCUGACAUUGCUAUGCUGCCUCAAGUGCUAAGCUCUCUCACUUUCUCAUCUUGUGAAGAGCUUGAGCAAAUUUGUGCUGAUGCACUUCUCAUUUCCGAGUUGACUCCAAAAUCGUUCAAGAGAGACUUGUUUUUUUCUUGCCAUGGAGGCUAUCCAGAUGCCAUAACGCUUUUUUUGGAUCAUCUUCACGCAAGCUCCAGUCUGCAGGUCUACCCUGAAGAAUUAGUGCAAAGUUUUAUGGCGCGAUUAGUCUUUCAGCAUAAAAAGAAGCUUGCGGUAGAGCAAACAUCGAGCGGCGAGGAUUCUCAACAAGAUCCUUUGAACUUGGAAUCAUUGUGGUCACCCUCGAAGGAUCAGGAGCCGCUGCUGUCCUCAUAUUCUGAUAUUGAUGGAAAAGAUGGAGCAAAGGCUUUAAAGUUUAUCCUCCUUGACUGCCGACCAGCGUUGGAAUACCACAAAUUGCAUUUGAGCCUCUCCCACCACAUAGAUCCGGACAUCAUGGAACGGCCAGAUGCGUUGGAUCGCCUUAUGAAGGGUUUUGCACGCAUGAAAGGCUGCCAUUUUUGUUUUGUCGGGCCUUCUGUCGAUUCAGCGUCCGAAAAAUUUUCAUUGAGUAAAACAGUAGUAAACCCGAUCACUCUCUUGAGUAGCCUUACUUCGAACGAUAAGUCUGUGCAAGAGUCAAGCCGAAAGGUCAACAAAAUUCACGGAGCUGCAGAGAUCAUUGGAUCCGUACAAUCCGUGCCUCCUUUCACGUCGCCUUCUUUUGGAUCAGCAAUAAGCGCGAGCGGACCAGGUAUCUUAGCUAGCGAAACUGCCAGUCAUGAGACGUCUUUACUUCAUGUGGAGCACGUAUCUGUGACCCGAAUAGUCCUGAUGUUUUUGCAAAAAGGCUUCAAAUACGUAAGUCGUCUUGAUGGUGGAUUUGAACAGCUGGAGAAGAGUAUCCAGAGCAUGGAUGUGUUUACUAAGGAGCAACUUCUUGUUUCCUCUUCGUCACUUCGACCGACAGCUGAAUUUUGUAUGUGCUCACCUAACUCGGUUCAUAGCUCACCAGCAGGUGGCUUUAAUUUGCUCGCAAGAAUUGGUAUCAAUCGGUCGCGUACGCCUUCGCAAGAUGAUACAGCUACCGAGGACGAUGUCAGCUCAUGCUCUGAAUUCCAUAACACGAGUUGCCGUCAGUCUACGAAUAAGUUCAGCCCCCCCUCUGUCCUCUCAGCAUUUCAUAACAGCAGGUGCUCAAAAAAAGAAAAGGAUGAAACAUUGAAACCCACGAGUGGAGCGGUCUCAACGCUAUCGCAACGCCUGACGUUGCUCAAGGCGGCUGCGAGAGACGCUGUGUCAUCAACGUCAUACCAUUUAAGUAGAGCGAACAAUGAUGCUCCUACCGGUGCAAGCAAGGAAGGGUGGAUCGAUUUGCGUAUGCAGACAAUUGAUAUUUUAGAGAAAAGCGAAAGGAAUCCGGUUGAUGUCGAGCUACAAUCUGGGCCGAUUGGAAUUUCAUUUCAAAAGUCUCGUACUACAUACAAAUAUCAAGCAGUUGUGGAUAGCGUGGUUCCAGACACUCAAGCAUCAGCCUGUGGGCUGAUCAGCACUGGAGAUUUACUUGUUGCAAUCAAUGGCGUAAGCUUAGAGGAUACACCGUUUCUAACGGUGAUUGAUCGUAUCAUUGAAGCGUCUCGUCCAGUAACGUUGCGCUUCCUCACACCAGCAAAAGUGCGCAGGAAGUCUAAUUCAUUGUCGAAGAUUUCUCCACUUGCACCGACUCUGGUUUGUGCAACAAGGCACUCGCUGUGUAUAACGUGGGACAACACGUCUCUUCCGGUAGCGUCUCGGUCGGUUGCGCGCUACCAGAUUCAGUAUGCAAAACUGUCAGGCGAUGAGUUCACUUCUUGGCUUCCAGUUGCAAUGAAACAGGAAGGGACAACAUCCGAGGUGACUACAACAGGCAGUACUGACCAGACGAAUGGGACGAUGGUUGGCCUCGAACCAGGCGAGUCAAUAGUCUUUCGUAUGCGUUGCUGGGACGGACAACGGUGGGGCCCGUACAGCUUAUCAAGCAGCUCUAUGAAAACUUUGAAGAUUAGUUCAUCAAGCUCUGCAUCAUCGACUGAACCAUCAAUCUCUUUGAGCACUAAGAAUGUAAGUACCUUAGUUUUCUUACCUGGUGUGUGCCCAGAAUACGUUGAGCGUGGUCGAUAUUUUUACCGCGUACUACUGGCAUUUCACGCUCGCGAUCGCCCAGAUUUUUACGCCACGAAAUUAAGUAUAAUUUUGAAGAAGGGUGCUGUCAUAACUGGAUCAGAAAGGCUUGUUUGUCCAGGUACGAACCAGGUUUUUGUAAGGCUUGACCUCGGAGACGAUGACGACAUCGUUCAUCAAGAUCAAAAGUACGAGCAAAAUGGUGAACUUAUUUUACUUCAAAAUGGACAUUGGGAAGCAGAUAUUGACACAAACGGACUCUGGGCCUUUGAAUACACUCCUGAUGGCGCUGUCGUCCUGGAACGACUUCCAGAGUGUGCAAAUGAUGUAAUUGGACCAACAUUUCAAAACCAAGCCAUUUCUCUGGCUCAAUCGUUUUUUCAACCCAAUGGCAUUGCAUCAUCUAGCCCAAGUGGACCUUCAAACCUUUGCGGCAACAGGAAGUCUGAUCGUACUAGUUUAAUGAACUCUAUGGCUAUCUUCGCAGCUGGCGAAAGCAACGCCAACAUGGCAGCCUUGUCGGCUCAUGCUCCUGUUGCUCCACAUAUCGGAGCGGUGAUCGCAACUUCUAGCUCCGAAGUGGUUGUGACAUGGGAUCCGGUGAAUGACGUAAGCGUGACAAAGUACCAAAUUCAGUAUGCAAAAGAUCGUUUGGCUGCCAUGUGGUGGACAGUGAAGCCGGACAUUAGCGCGGAUACGCUCAAGUCGUCUGUAUCGGGCUUGCAAGCGAACACACUUUAUCUUUUUCGUGUUCGCAGCGGCACAGAAGACAACAAGUGGAGCCCAUAUAGUGAGCCAAGCGAACAUUGUCGCACACUCCCAUGUAAACGACUUUCGACAAAUUCUCUUUCGAGUGAUGAUAACGAAAAAAACGAAACUGAGCGAUCAAAUUUAUGUAGUAAUGAUGAGCAAUUGCUUAGCACGACAUUGAUGUCAUCAGCUUGUGAGAGCGCUCCAAUGCGAACUGGCAGUACGAUUCUCGACAAAGCUGUUGCCGUUGCCACCCGGUUGAAACGACAUUCACACAACCCAUCAAUGACAAUGCAAGCAGAUGGGGCUGCUCAAAAUAAUGAAGAUGCAAUGCAAAUUUGUGAUGGAGGAAAUACGGAGUUUGCAUCGCGCUUUAUCGAUUUGUCAAAGUGGAAAUCCUUAUCCAAUAAAAAUCUCAACUUCUUUUCAGCGAUUAGAUUUGUAGAGCAGGACGAAAAUGCUCACGGACAAUUGAGUCAGUUGGGACAUCGAGAGCUAGUUCUCACGCCUUCGAUUCUCCUUGUGCUCAAUUUGAUGGCAGCGAAACGCAAGGGCUUUGCGCUGGUCGAAGCGAGAUACGACUUGACGUCAUUAAUAAAAGUUGUUGAGAAGGAUGACCUUGAUCUUUCACUCGUCUUUUACUUUAAGGAUCAGGCGAAUGUUAAAUUCAAAUCUGCUGAUAACUUUCAGCAAAGUGACCGGCUUAUCGUCGCUGUAGACGAUGCCAAGGCCUGUGUACAGCUCGUACAGGAAUACCACGCAAAGGUCAAGUUUGAGAAAUAG